Lates calcarifer (barramundi perch) is the source of this 1657-nucleotide messenger RNA. RefSeq names its product low affinity immunoglobulin gamma Fc region receptor II. Gene Ontology annotation, molecular function: transmembrane signaling receptor activity. The record is from RefSeq and is a predicted model, not a curated record. Gene Ontology annotation, biological process: cell surface receptor signaling pathway. Lineage: Eukaryota; Metazoa; Chordata; Actinopteri; Centropomidae.
CAAAUAAAACCAAUAUCAAAACCAGAUUCUGGAAGACCCCAUGAGUCCACAGGCUGAGGUAACAGACUGCAACACAGAGACAAGUCUUAACAAGUACCAGAAUCUAUGACCUUAGUACAGACAUAAUAAAGUGAACGUGAGUUGCUCUGAUCUUACAUCAUGUCACAUCAUUUAGAUCAUCACAAUCAUCUAGACUUGUUGAGACAUGAUUCUUUGCUACACUUUCUUUCUAAAUGGAUGGGUAAUAAAGAUGUAAGAACUCAACAAACACAGUUAAUCUCUUAAUGUGUGAUUUUAUGACAGUACGUAAAGUACAGACACUGUAUUUAUAUUCACAGACAUUAUUCCUAACCUCACCAAUGUACGAUGGAGGACAAACAUGUUCUCUGUUUGACUGAACCUUUAAAACGUUCUCCCUUAAAAGCACCUGAACACAGCAAAGUUGGAAGAACGACUUAUUAACUUGAGAAACAGGAGCAUCUGCUGAGCACAUGAACGCAACAUCAGACGAGGUCAUGGAAACCAGCAGAGAUCAAAUAAAGAAAUAACAGGAACAUCAAACUAAUUGAAAAAUGACGACACAAAGACGAACUGUCACUGAGGAACUAAAUACACAAAGGACAGGAAGGACAACGAGAGGCAGGUGCAACUAAUUAUAACAGGACAAACAAUCCCACAUGGGAAACAAACAGGCAGGAAAUGAAGUAAUGAGAGGUGAGAAUAUCAAAAUAAAACAGGAAAGAAUUGAUGAACCAAACAAUGAAAAACAGUCUAACGAGCAGGACGACAUGACACAAAGUCCAGGUGUCGUGACCUGUAACUCCUGGACUCAUGUAAUUUCAGAGUCUGUGUGUGUUUAAUGAAAAAAUAAAAAAUCACAUCCUCAGGAAAGGUAAAGAGGACAGGGUCACGAACGUGUGACAUUUGAGGUGUUAAAAAGAAGAAAGUCAGAAAGCUGACACAUCCUGCACAAACAAACUCUUCACACAUUUAGACCUGGAGAUUAUCAUUACAGCAGGAAACUGUGGCCGGUGAUGACACAAUCAGUCGAACAGUGCGAUGCAGCCCCCCCCACAGACUGACUGACAGUUUAUCUAUCAGCAGCGAAGACGAAGCAUGGAGAUUACAACACUGUGCGCUGUAGUUGCGACUCUGAGAGUCCUCCCCAACAGAUCCCAGUUCUUCAUGUACGAGUCUGUCUCUCUGAGCUGUGAACAUCAGGGGAACUCUUCAGAGUGGAGAGUAAAGAGGAACACAUCCACAGGAAUAAAUGAAGACUGUCCCACAUCCUGGGGUACAAGACAUGAAACCCACUGCUCCACUGAUGUUUACCCAAUGGAAACUGGAGUGUACUGGUGUGAGUCUGAAGCAGGAGAGUGCAGCAGCACCAUCAACAUCACUGUAACAGGUGGUUCAGUGAUCCUGGAGAGUCCUGUUCUUCCUGUGAUGGAGGGAGACAAUGUGACUCUGAGUUGUACAUAUGUGACAAAUUCCUUCUCCAAUAUCACCUCUUAUUUCUACAAAGACGAGCUUUUCAUUGGCAGCAGCUCCACAGGAAACCUGACCAUCCACAGUGUUUCUAAAUCUGAUGAAGGAUUCUACAAGUGUAAGAUCUCUGGAGGUGAACAAUCACCAGACAGCUGGCUGACUGUCAGAG